This is a messenger RNA of Henningerozyma blattae CBS 6284, 369 nucleotides long. It is a transcript of the gene ATG8, whose product is annotated as ubiquitin-like protein ATG8. The transcript has a single exon. The record is from RefSeq and is a predicted model, not a curated record. Gene Ontology annotation, cellular component: autophagosome; cytosol; fungal-type vacuole membrane. Gene Ontology annotation, molecular function: phosphatidylethanolamine binding. Gene Ontology annotation, biological process: macroautophagy; cellular response to nitrogen starvation. Lineage: Eukaryota; Fungi; Ascomycota; Saccharomycetes; Saccharomycetales; Saccharomycetaceae. The coding region runs from base 1 to 369 and encodes 122 amino acids.
AUGAAAUCCUCUUUCAAAUCUGAAUAUCCAUUUGAAAAAAGAAAGGCUGAAGCUGAAAGAAUUUCUCAAAAAUUUCAAAAUAGGAUCCCAGUAAUUUGUGAAAAAGUUGAAAAAUCAGAUGUUCCUGAUAUUGAUAAGAGAAAAUAUCUUGUACCAGGUGAUUUGACUGUUGGGCAAUUUGUAUAUGUUAUUAGAAAAAGAAUCAUGUUACCUCCUGAAAAGGCCAUCUUCAUUUUUGUUAAUGAUACUCUACCACCAACUGCGUCCUUGAUGUCGGCUGUUUACCAAGAACACAAAGAUAAAGAUGGGUUUUUAUAUGUGACAUACUCAGGUGAAAAUACAUUUGGUUCUAAUACAUUUCAAUUUUAG